Messenger RNA from Nannospalax galili (Upper Galilee mountains blind mole rat), 3778 nucleotides. RefSeq names its product STEAP3 metalloreductase (gene Steap3). Gene Ontology annotation, biological process: copper ion import. Lineage: Eukaryota; Metazoa; Chordata; Mammalia; Rodentia; Spalacidae. Gene Ontology annotation, cellular component: endosome; plasma membrane. The record is from RefSeq and is a predicted model, not a curated record. Gene Ontology annotation, molecular function: ferric-chelate reductase (NADPH) activity; cupric reductase (NADH) activity.
CCUGACGUUUCAAAAGCCACAAUCAGGCUGGAAGGGCAGGUGGAGACAGGCAGAAGAGGGGCCGGCUGGCAGUGGGGUUGUCAAAGGACUCUAGAAUUUCUGACCCUAACAUUGACCAGAUGUCGUGCCCGCCUGUUGCCGCCAGGGCAAUGUCAGGGGAGAUGGACAAGCCGCUGAUCAGUUGCCACCUGGUGGACAGCGAUGGCAGUCUUGCUGAAGUCCCCAACAAGGCUCCCAAAGUGGGCAUCCUGGGUAGUGGGGACUUUGCCCGCUCCCUUGCUACACGUCUGGUGGGCUCGGGCUUCAGUGUGGUGGUGGGGAGCCGAAACCCCAAACGCACUGCUGGGCUCUUCCCCUCCUUGGCCCGAGUGACCUUCCAGGAAGAGGCCGUGAGCUCCCCGGAAGUCAUCUUUGUAGCCCUGUUCCGGGAACACUACUCCUCACUGUGCGGGCUCAGCGACCAACUGGCUGGCAAGAUCUUGGUGGAUGUCAGCAACCCCACGGAGCAGGAGCACCUUCGGCACCACCAGUCUAACGCCGAGUACCUGGCCUCGCUCUUCCCCACCUGUACUGUGGUCAAGGCCUUCAAUGUUGUUUCUGCAUGGACCCUGCAGGCUGGCCCCAGGGAUGGGAACAGGCAGGUGCCUAUCUGCAGUGACCAGCCGGAAGCUAAGCGCACCAUCUCUGAGAUGGCACAUGCCAUGGGUUUCAUGCCCUUGGACAUGGGAUCUCUGGCCUUGGCCCGGGAGGUGGAGGCCAUGCCCCUGCGCCUCCUCCCUUCCUGGAAGGUGCCCACUCUCCUGGCACUGGGGCUGUUUGUGUGUUUUUACACCUACAACUUUAUCCGGGACGUACUGCAGCCAUAUGUGCGGGAGAACAAAAACAAGUUCUAUAAGUUGCCGGUGUCUGUGGUAAACACCACGCUGCCAUGUGUGGCCUAUGUGCUGCUGUCCCUGGUAUACCUGCCUGGUGUACUGGCUGCUGCCCUGCAGCUUUGGAGGGGGACCAAGUACCAGCGCUUCCCAGACUGGCUGGACCACUGGCUGCAGCAUCGUAAACAGAUCGGGCUGCUCAGUUUCUUCUGCGCAAUGAUGCAUGCGCUCUACAGCUUCUGUAUGCCACUGCGCCGCUCCCACCGCUAUGACCUGGUCAACAUGGCUUUGAAGCAGGUCCUGGCGAACAAGAGCCACAUCUGGGAGGAGGAGGAAGUAUGGCGGAUGGAGAUCUAUCUCUCCCUGGGAGUGCUGGCCCUCGGCAUGCUGUCUCUACUGGCUGUUACCUCUCUGCCAUCCAUUGCAAACUCACUCAAUUGGAGGGAGUUCAGCUUUGUGCAGUCCACACUGGGCUUCGUGGCGCUGAUGCUGAGCACCCUGCAUACACUCACCUAUGGCUGGACCCGUGCCUUCCAGGAGAGCCACUACAAGUUCUACCUCCCACCUACCUUCACGCUCACACUGUUCCUGCCCUGUGUCAUCAUCCUGGUCAAGAUCUUCUUCCUCCUGCCCUGCUUCAGUCGCAGACUCACCAGGAUCCGCAGGGGCUGGGAGAAAGAUGGUGCUGUCAAAUUCAUUCUGCCUGCUGACACGUACAGGGGGAGAAAACAAGCCAUGUGUGAGCCUUGGGAGCAGAUACUAGGCACAACUUGUGGGUGCCUGAGCCUGGUUCAGUUCUCUUUUCUAGAUGCUGCAGAACAGAGUGAUGAUAUACAUAUAGGUGAUUUGAGAUGGGAAUUCCUGGGACACAGAUGUAAGCCAUGAUAUUUAGAAUGACACACCAUGCGUGUGAUAUGUAUGCAUAUAUACUUCAUAUCUAUAACAGGAUUUACAAUUAUUUCUACUUCACUAAAAAACUGGAUCCCUAGAUUUCAAAGUAAAUGUUAAACAGCAGGUCCUGCCCUUGUUAACAUUUGUAGAGGCAGACACACACUUUUGGUACAAGAGAGAUGUACAUUUUGCUGGGUUCCAUCCUUUACCUGCCUCUCUACAGUCCCUGUUAGCACCAACCUAAGGUUGAUGCAGAGCUGGGGCAAGUAUAGCUCUGGGUGUAGCUCACCCUACAUCCCAGUGCUAAAGAGAGGCCCAGAGUGAACAGGAAUGCCACAGGGGGGAGGCCAGAAUCUGCAGGGGCUUUUGCAGCUCCCUCCUUUUCCCGGGGGUGGGGUUAAGAAAAAGCUGCCCCACGUGAUCCUAGCUGGGCUGAGGGAGAUAUUUCCGCCCUCUUAAAAGUCCAGAGUCACCGCAGGGCCUGCAAAUUGAUCCUUCUGUGAAGGUGUGAAGUCACCUCCUUGCCCAGCCACUAAUGAACCUGAUCUUGAGAAUGAGUGUAAUUGCUUUCCCUCCAUUAAGUUGGUGGUGACCACUCUAAACCACUGUGCCUUCUCACCUUUUCCAUCAUUAAUUUGGACUUCUCCCUGGAAGGCAGAGGAGCCUGAGGGGGAGGGGACCACACCAGAGCUUGCUGAGAAUAACAGGGCCGCCUCCCCUUGGACUUGGACUUUUCCUGGGGGCUGAGGGACUGCCUUCAUUAAAUUGGUCCCCAGGGAGAAUAACAGGGACCCCUUUCCAUGUACUCUGCAGCUGUGGGCAAAGAACCUGUCUCCUGAGCACCCAGAAACCUGCACUGGCUUCAUGUCCCCCUCCUGGAGUCUAGCGGUUUCCUUUGUCUGUGCUUUUUCCUUCCUUUCAGUUUCACUCAAUUGCAGUCUACAAAUAUUGUUUGAAUUCUUAGAGAUCACAUUCUCAUUUUACUACACUAUAGUUAUAAUUGUCCUUUAUUGUUAUUAGUUACUGUUAUUAAUCUUUUCCCGUGCCUACUUUAUUAACUAGACUUAUCACAGGUAUGCAUAGGAAUAUAUGUUUCCGAAUUGUCUGUAGUUUCAGGCAUCUACUGGGGUCUUGAAUGGACCCAGGUAUUAUAGUUCAAAAUAACUGGGAGGGGCUUUUCUAUCAAAGCUACAAGUAUAAAACCUUGCUGCCCCAAAGCACAGGAGGCCAGACCACAGUCAGAACCAUAGGGUAUCUGUCCUCUAGCCUUGCGGCAUUUAUUGCUGGUUCAAACUAAUACUGGUUUACUUCUUCUGUGGAAAAAUGGCUGUUCUCAGCUCAGUCCCCCAAACCCUACAAAGCCCAAAUGAUAUGCCGCCAACUCAGAACAGAGGUCUCAGUGGAGCUUCCCCUGGGUCAGGGUACAUCUUUAGAUACAAGGAAAGAAGAGGACUGACCACUUUACAGCAGGUGAGGUACCCUUGUUAAUCCAGGAAAGCAUCAUGUCUGUGGGCACAUAGGAUCCUUCACUGAAGCUGAAGCCAUGAAUGAUCUCACCUGCAUAGGGCUCAGCCAUUUUCUCCAGCUCUCUCUGGGAGAAGAUAGGUCCUUAUACCAAAGAUACAGGGAGGAACCCAUGGUAUUUCUUCCCUUUCCUCACCCAGCUCCUGCUGUAGGUGCUUACCAGAAGGGAAAUGAGGCUGAGUAUCUGUCACCUGUCUGUCAGCUUGUGGAUGGCAGGUGGGCCUUGGGCUUGUCCCUGAUCUUGCAUCUGUCUUUGCUUUUCCUUCCCACCUCACCAGGCAACGGGCAACAUCUUCUAGGAGAGCUAGACACUCCCUAGCCUAGGAAGGUCUUUGUAGCUCUGGGUCCAGAAGUGGCUCAACCCAGUGUUCUGGAUGCCUGAGGUGGACAUGUAAAAUUUAUGCCAUGGACAGAGUCCGAGUUUUGUUGUUUUUAUCUCAUAGAGCUUGUCUCGGAAGUAAUGACAAUAAAUACCUAACCUAUGAACGUAA